UAUAACACCCAGUUUCUCCAUCUCCGAGUCUAAACCUUCUUCUUCAUCUUCUUUUUCCUGUAGUCCUCUUGUCGGCAGUGGUCGAGAAAUGGAGAUGAUCGAAUAUGGAAACGAGGCCGCGAUGGAGGAACAGGAAGGCUGCUCCACUCCGAAACGCCGAGAGUGUCAGAUCGCGCUGGCGGACUGCCCACCGGCGCCGAAGAAGAAGCCGUUCUCGUAUAAGAAGAAGCUAGAGCCACCCAAGAACGGGUAUUUUCAGCCGCCUGAUCUUGAACUCCUCUUCACCAUGGCUCCAAGACGCCAAGCCUGUGCUUAGUCUUCCAAAACGCUGUCGCUUUUGUGCAUAUGGUUCCUUUUCUUGGUCAUUCCUUCUGUAGUGCCUCCCUUGAUGUGGUUCUGGCCUUGCCGGUUGUACUCUACGUCGAGACGCAAACCACGAAGUGAAUAGUUAAUUAAGUUUACGUAGUACAAUUAUGAAUAGCACUCCAAUUGAAUUGGGCUGUCAAAGCCCAUGUUUUGCUGGGCGGAUCCGUUAUUUAAUAGAGGGUAAAUGACCCAUUCGUGUUCUAGGCCCAAUUUAUCUAUUUGUUUGUGUCAUCUUUUAUAUAUGAUCUAAAUUUCAUUAAAUAUUUUUGACAAUUGAGAUUGUAAAUUCCAUUAAUGUGGAAUCAGCAUCUUGGUUGGGCCUUUUCUGCUCUCCCCCACGUAGACCGAACUCCAUUAUGUAAAUUCUAGACCUUUCAAUUGAUUUUGUCUCUUAUCAA
Messenger RNA from Vitis riparia (riverbank grape), 764 nucleotides. Its product is annotated as cyclin-dependent protein kinase inhibitor SMR4-like. The record is from RefSeq and is a predicted model, not a curated record. The transcript has a single exon. NCBI's taxonomy places the organism in Eukaryota, Viridiplantae, Streptophyta, Magnoliopsida, Vitales, Vitaceae. Gene Ontology annotation, biological process: regulation of DNA endoreduplication. Bases 89 to 316 code for a protein of 75 amino acids.